CCGUCCCUCAAACCUGGCCCCCAGCCGGGAAGAUGCAGGCGGCGGCGCGACAUGUGGUGUGCGCCCUGUCCGGCGGCGUGGACAGCGCGGUGGCGGCGGUGCUGCUCCGGCGGCGAGGUUACCAAGUAACAGGGGUGUUUAUAAGGAGCUGGGACACUGUGGAUGAACAAGGAGUUUGUUCAGCAGACAGAGAUUGUGAAGAUGCUUACAAGGUUUGUCAGAAACUGGAUAUUCCUUUCCAUCAGGUUUCCUAUAUAAAAGAAUACUGGAAUGAAGUAUUCAGUUACUUCUUAAAAGAGUAUGAAUUGGGAAGGACACCCAAUCCUGACAUAAUAUGUAACAAGCAUAUCAAAUUCAAUUAUUUUCUUCGUUAUGCUUUGGAUAACCUUGGAGCAGAUGCAGUAGCUACUGGGCAUUAUGCAAGGAGCUCUCUGGAAGAGGAGGAGGUUUUCCAACAGAAAUAUAUUAGUAGACCACAGGGGCUUUUCAGAAACCGAUUUGAAGUGAGAAAUGCUGUAAAACUGCUUAGAGGAGCUGAUAACCUGAAAGACCAGACGUUCUUCCUCAGCCAGAUUUCACAGGAUGCCUUAAGAAGAACUAUUUUUCCUUUAGGAGGAUUAACAAAGUCUUUUGUAAAGAAGAUAGCAGCAGAAAAUGGCAUUCAUCAUGUGCUAGCAAGGAAAGAGAGUAUGGGAAUCUGUUUUAUUGGUAAAAGAGAUUUUGAAAGAUUCAUUCUUGAGUAUUUAGAGCCUCAUCCAGGUAACUUUGUUUCCAUUGAAGAUAACAGGGUUUUAGGAACACACCAAGGUUUGUUCCUGUAUACAUUAGGACAGAGGGCUAGAUUAGGAGGCCUUAAAGAAGCUUGGUUUGUUGUAGAUAAAGAUAUAACCACAGGAAAUGUCUUUUUGGCACCAUCUACAGAUCACCCUGCACUGUAUAGAGACCUAAUGAGGACAAAUCGAGUGCACUGGAUUGCAGAGGAACCUCCUGCAGAACUAAUUAGGAACAACAUGAUGGAGUGUCUUUUCAAAUUUCAGCACCAGAUGGCACUAGAGCCUUGCAUGUUAACUCUAAACCAGGAUGGGACAGUGUGGGUGACACUAGCUAAACCAAUUAGAGCACUUACAGCAGGGCAGUUUGCUGUGUUCUACAAGGGUGACGAGUGCCUUGGCAGCGGGAAAAUCUCAAGGCUGGGCCCAUCAGUAUAUACCUUACAACAGGGUAAAAGCAAAGAGGAGGUUUCAAAGAAUGCGUUAGCAGAGGAUGUUGAGAAGUUAGAGCCAGCAACAUAAUGGGCAUAUUUGUUCUUAAAUGAAAGACUUCUGAGAAACUGGAGCCUAAGAAUAAUGAGAGCAAUAAUAAACACAUUUCUUUGAUGAGCUGUAACUUGCAAAAGGGUGAGUCUGGUCAUGUUUUUCCGCCAUAAAAUACUACAACUCAUAAAGGAGUUGUCUCUCUUGAAUGAAACUACUGAGCUAAUAAUAGAUGAACCUCUAUUUCAGACAUACAAAAUGGUACCUGAGGACCAGUUAGACAGCAGUUUUGAUAUAGUUUUAUUACAUUACAUGGUGAUUUAUGUUGGUGAAAACAUCAAACAACGAUAAACAAUGUCAGUAGACAGGAAGGUUGCCAUAACUGUUUAAGAGACUACUUGGCAGUUUCCAGUUGAGCACUUUUUUUGAAGGCUAAGGUUAAAUGUAAAAAUAUUUAAUGUAAGAGUCCACAAAUCUGUACAAAACUAUUCUGUUCCAGAACACUGUAAACACUUAAAAAUACAAAUAAGGUUUUACUUUUGAUUAUUUGUACAGUGAUACCAGUCCUGUAUCAGAAAACAAAAUUAGCGAAUAUUCAGUUUAUAAUAAGGCUAUUAAUUGCCUAAAUUACUGUGUACUAGCAGCAGUAUAUACCAAUAUUUUAAUUUAAAAAAAAUGAUGAAUGAAAUCCCAAGCCUCGCUUCAU
Messenger RNA from Alligator sinensis (Chinese alligator), 1959 nucleotides. It is a transcript of the gene TRMU, whose product is annotated as tRNA 5-methylaminomethyl-2-thiouridylate methyltransferase. Gene Ontology annotation, cellular component: mitochondrion. Gene Ontology annotation, biological process: tRNA wobble position uridine thiolation. The record is from RefSeq and is a predicted model, not a curated record. The transcript has 11 exons. Gene Ontology annotation, molecular function: sulfurtransferase activity. The coding region runs from base 33 to 1292 and encodes 419 amino acids. NCBI's taxonomy places the organism in Eukaryota, Metazoa, Chordata, Crocodylia, Alligatoridae.